Messenger RNA from Monascus purpureus, 2333 nucleotides. The record is from the annotation of a GenBank genome assembly. NCBI's taxonomy places the organism in Eukaryota, Fungi, Ascomycota, Eurotiomycetes, Eurotiales, Aspergillaceae.
GGGCGCGCUUCCAACUUCCCAUGUCAGCGCAAGCUCUCUCUCGCUCUCUCUCGGCAGGAUUUAAACCCCAUCAUUCCCCCCGCUGCUGUCUCUCAAAAUUUCGCUCUUCAAUUGUUUUCGGAUAGUCUUUCUCGCAGAGUCGAGUCUGGUACCCCUCUUGCACAAUGGCAACAGGCCUCCACCCAUUCGACCCCAUCUCACCAGGGGAGAUCCAGCUGGUGGUGAAGAUCCUACAGUCUGCUUUCCCUGGAGUAUCAUUGCGCUACAAGCGGAUUGAUGUUCAGGAGCCUAUCAAGAAGGAUGUCGUCCCAUACAUUGAGGCAGAACGUCUGGGGAAGCCUCUUCCUCCCAAGCCUGCCCGUCUCUUGCAAGCCUACUUUCAACGGCUCGACACUGGUGUCUUUCUCAAGGCUGUUCUGAAUGCCGACACUCGGGGAGUGGUAUACGCCAAGGAGCUUCCCAAGGAUGCCCAGUUACCUAUCGAUGUGGACGAACUCGUGGAAAUCGAGCAACUUUGUCUAAGUCAUCCUGCGGUGCUGGCAGAAGUUGAGAAACUCAAGCUGCCCCCCGGCAUGACCAUCUGCAAUGACCCCUGGAUCUACGGCACGGAUGACCCGAAUGAGACUCGACGUCUAUUCCAGUGCUACGUCUAUAUUGUCUCCGUCGACCACCCCGAGCACAACCAUUACUCCUUGCCGUGCAAAUUCUCUCCUGUCUUCGACGCUGUGACUAAGGAGCUAGUCCGUAUGGACCAGCUCCCAAGCGGCAACGACCACACCUGUGCCCAGGAAACGCAGCCUUGGAAGCCCGUCAAGCCUGUCCAGUAUGCUCAUGAUCUUCUGGAUGAGCCUCUGCGGACGGAUCUAAAGCCAUACAUCGUUCAGCAGCCGGAGGGGCCGUCCUUCUCCCUGGACGGCAAUGUUGUGUCCUGGCAGAAGUGGCGACUCAGGGUUGGUUUCAAUAACCGUGAUGGUCUCGUUAUCUACAAUGUGACCUAUGAUGGCCGGAAUGUCUUCUACCGUCUUUCUUUCUCUGAAAUGACUGUCCCAUAUGGUGAUCCUCGUUCACCCUACCAUCGCAAGCAGGCCUUCGACGUUGGAGAUGCCGGGUUCGGCGUCACAGCCAACGAACUAUCCCUGGGUUGCGACUGUCUAGGCCACAUCAAAUAUUUUGACGGCUACAGGACGGACGCCAAGGGAAACCCAGUUCUACUGAAGAAUGUCAUCUGCCUGCACGAACAGGACAAUGGUCUUCAGCACAAACACACCAACUACCGCAACGGUGCCGCCACGGUCGUUCGCAACCGCCAGCUAGUGCUUCAGAUGAUUUGCACCGUUUCCAAUUACGAGUACAUCUUCGCAUUCAUCUUCGACCAAGCGGCCAACGUCGAACUCGAAGUCCGCGCAACCGGAAUCCUAUCCACUGUUCCAUUUGACAAUGAGAACGGUGAGACAGUGCCAUGGGGCACAAACGUCGGUCCAGGCGUCAUGGCACCGUUCCACCAACAUAUGUUCUCCCUGCGGGUCGAUCCCGCCAUCGAUGGAUUCAAGAACACUGUCUACUACGAAGACAGCGUGCCCCUCCCGGAGGACGAGAACAACCCAUACCGCGUGGGUUACGUCACAGAGCAAACCGUUCUGAAGAAAUCCGGCACCGCUAACACCGACGUCGCUCGCCACCGGGUAUUCAAGAUCCGCAACGAUAAUAUCAUCAACCCCGUCACGUACAAGCCGAUAGCGUACAAGCUCCAGGCUGCGCCUAGCCAGAUGCUGCUGGCAAGCACGAACUCCUUCGGCUAUAAGCGAGCCAAAUACGCUACCAAGCCGAUCUGGGUGACGAAGUACCAGGAUGGCGAGCUCUAUGCUGCUGGUGAAUUCACCAAUCAGAGCCAGAGCUCGCACGGUGUUGAGGAAUGGGUUGGCCGGAACGACGACAUUGAGAAUGAGGACAUUGUUCUCUGGCACACAUUCGGCCUCACCCAUAACCCCCGCGUUGAAGACUUCCCCGUCAUGCCUAUGGAACGGGUGAGCGUCAUGCUCAAGCCGGAUGGUUUCUUCACCAAGAACCCGGCUUUGGAUGUCCCGCCUUCCAAGCAGUCGUUUAACAAGUCCACGCUGCACUCUGAGCCAGCGGCAUGUUGCUCGGGGAAAAGCAAGGUCAAGCUUUGAUUGACUAGCUGUUCUAUUCGUUGGGUGGAUUUUUUCGUUUGUGUGUUUGCUCACUGCAUUGAUUGCAAUUAUCCUGGAUAUGAUGAAUGAUGGAUAUAGAAGCAGGUAUUGCGCCGUACAAUAUCUGUUUAGAGAUGGUUAUUAUGAAAUCAAACCUAUUACAAG